Molecule: messenger RNA, 1573 nt
Organism: Cheilinus undulatus (humphead wrasse)
Lineage: Eukaryota; Metazoa; Chordata; Actinopteri; Labriformes; Labridae
Product: gap junction Cx32.2 protein-like
Exons: 3
Coding region: 102-845 (247 amino acids)
Biological process (GO): cell communication
Cellular component (GO): connexin complex
Source: RefSeq, a predicted model, not a curated record
GUUGGACUGAGCUCAGUCAGUUUUCUGUCAUUCAAGCUCAACAGCUGACAGCUGCUCUGUUUGUCUGCACGGAGGUGUUUUACACUUAAAGAUCAGACACCAUGGGAGAGUGGGGGUUUCUGUCCACUCUGCUGAACAAAGUCCAGUCUCACUCCACUGUUGUUGGGAAAGUCUGGCUCAGUGUGCUUUUCAUCUUCAGGAUCAUGAUCCUGGGAGCCGGAGCAGAAAAGGUGUGGGGGGAUGAACAGUCAAAUAUGGUCUGUAAUACCAAACAGCCUGGUUGUAAGAACGUCUGCUAUGAUCACGCCUUCCCCAUCUCGCACAUUCGAUUCUGGGUUCUCCAGAUUAUCUUUGUCUCAGCACCAACGCUGAUCUACCUCGGUCACGUCAUCCACGUCAUCCACAAAGAAAAUAAGAUGAGAGAAUACAUGAAGAAUCACCCCAGUGAAAUUGCCAAACAACCAAAGUACACAGACGACAAAGGCAAAAUCAAGAUGAAAGGCAACCUGCUGGGAAACUACAUGACCUCCAUAUUCUUCAGAAUCGUUCUGGAGGUGGCGUUCAUUGUGGGACAGUAUUAUCUGUACGGCUUUGUCAUGAACCCUAGGAUCGUCUGCUCCCGGGCCCCGUGUCCCUUCACCGUAGAGUGCUUCAUGUCUCGGCCCACAGAAAAGACCAUUUUCAUUAUUUUCAUGCUGGUGGUGGCUUGUGUCUCUCUUUUUCUCAACCUGGUAGAAAUCUUAUACUUGGCAUGUUCCCGCUCAUCCAGACGGAGGUCUAAAACUGUGCCAGCCGCUGCUAUUGCCAUGCACCCACGUUUAACUGGUGGCAGUCUUGAAAAAUGAGAAGCUGAGCCUCUGAUGCCAGUCCUAACACAGCCUGAAGGAGACCAUUAAGAUUCACAGAGCAAAUGUAAACAGGCGCAAGGUUGCAAGGAGGUUAGAUGAAGACGUGACUAAUAGUUCUAAUCUGCAAGAGGCUGUGGCUCUCUGAGAGUUAUUUAUUUGUUUGAUGCUUUAAGAUCUCUGAAAAUGAAGCAGAUUGUAGACUUUUCGCAAAUAGAAAUGCACAUAAUAGAAAAUGCACAAAAAAUACAAUGUAUUAAAAUGUCACUUUUAAAUUUGUUAAAAAUUUGAGUAUUGUGGUUUUACUUUUUACAGAGCUGAUGUUUUGUAAAUAUAACUUAUAUAUGGGCACCACCAAGUGGCACCUUAGUUAAUGUGAUCAUUAGCAUCAGUGAGGUUUCUUCUUUUAUGGGCUGAUUGUCAGAGUGUCCUAACUAGGGCACACUGAACUUGACCCAGCUGGUGACACCUCAGCGUCUGUAAAUCAGUUUGUAUUGGAUGAAAGCCAUUAAGAAGCCAUUUCACCUCUCUUUCUGUUUAAAGCUCUGUGUUUGUGCUGUAAGUGCUACUUCUUCUCCCUUUUUAAGACUUAAGACUUAAUGUUAGGUCUGUUAUAACUGUAAAUAUGUGAAGUAAAAUCUGUUUUUAUUUUUACUGUUCAUAUUUGAAAAUGGCUUUAUGAGUGCUGUGUUUGUAACUGAUUAUAAAAUAAAUUAUUUUUAAAAAAG